This is a messenger RNA of Folsomia candida, 1532 nucleotides long. RefSeq names its product phenoloxidase-activating factor 1. NCBI's taxonomy places the organism in Eukaryota, Metazoa, Arthropoda, Collembola, Entomobryomorpha, Isotomidae. The transcript is spliced from 7 exons. Bases 316 to 1464 code for a protein of 382 amino acids. Gene Ontology annotation, biological process: proteolysis. The record is from RefSeq and is a predicted model, not a curated record. Gene Ontology annotation, molecular function: serine-type endopeptidase activity.
AGUGCAGGUUAAUUAAUAGCAGCAGCAGCCACAUUUCAUCCAUAAAUUCCCUGCAGGAUUUUCCCACAACCUGUUCUCGACGUCUUAUCUGCGCAAAGAUCUUAACAUGGCUGGAAGGAUUACUAAAUACAAUAAAGCCACGCUGAGAUUCUGGAUCCUGGGAUUUCUCGUCUCGGUCCCUGCGUCUAUUUAUCCACUCACAAUAAUGUGAUUUUGAUCCCAUUUCCCAAACACGUCGCUCAAAAUCUUCCUUUACUUUUGAUGAAUUGAUUUUUAAAUACGACAGUAAAUUAAUUGUGAUUAAUUAUCUGAGAAAUGAAGGGCAGUAUAUUAUUGCAAAUCCUAUUUAUAUCGUGCUGCCUGGUACUCAUUGUACAUGGCAAAGUACCAUAUUCCAAUAAUCUACUGGUUCCAGUAGGUGCGUCUGCCGGGUCUAAAAUUAAUUGCACAUGUGGGCGAAUUUACAACUACACAGAAGCAGGAACUGGCAAAAUGCCGUGGGUUGGGGUCCUAGUUCAUAAGCAUGACUCGCUCCAAACCCCGUUAUGUUGGGGGAGCCUUAUCAACGACAGAUACGUCUUAUCUGCUGCGUCUUGCACAUCAAAGUAUAAAACGGAGGACGUAGCAAUUGUCCUUGACCACUUUGGCGUUGCAGACCCACGUUUCCCCUACGCGACAAAGGUAGCAUUUGUCGCCUCCAUAAAAAACCAUCCUCGAUUCUCCGUCGGAAAUCAUACAUAUGACAAUGACAUCUCUCUCAUCAAAUUGCGGGACCGAAUCGAUUUCACGAAUGGGGACAAACUCGCCCCCGUCUGCCUUCCCCCGGAUCCACGGCUACACGCCAAGAAAUCUGGCAGGUCAAUUCAAACCCAGCAAAGUCAAGAUAACAAUAAUGCAAUUCACAACCACAAUGGUGCCUCAACCGACAAAAAAUCAGGGAUGGAAGCAUUUCUGUUUCACAGCAAGCAGUGUGACUUUCCACAUGGAAGUAUUCACGAGAAGCGGAUGACCGUGGGGGUGUACAAGGGGCGAAUUAGCAGCAAUAAUAAUACAAAAUAUCCGGAUACGCGAUAUUCUUACAGUCUUCUCGUUCUUCAGGGUCUGAGGCAGGAAGCAUGCCUUAAAUUUUACAAGAACAGGGUCGAGUCUCAGUUUUUCUGUGCGGAAGGGAUUUCUGGAGAGGACGCUCUAAAAUCGAGGGACAGGUGCAAUACGGACCCCGGCAGCCCUUUAGUCACAUUGAGGAGAACCAGGUACAAAUGUGACCCUGACUUUACCCCCGUCGCAGAAAAGGACAUUUUAACCGUGAGAUUUGUGCAAACUGGGAUUUCCACGAACCAAAAAGAAUGCAUAGAACCGAAACAUCAUCCGUAUCCGAUCCUACUUUUUACGAGUGUCUUCCGUUAUCGGAAAUGGAUCAUGGAAGGCACUCGAGAUGCGGGAUAUUGUUUGAAUAGUCCGUAAUUGAAUGCAAACAUAAUUAUUUUUUGUGUAUUAAGUGGGCCGUGAAUAAAUUAGUGGAUCGGAUUGAU